Molecule: messenger RNA, 4583 nt
Organism: Oncorhynchus tshawytscha (Chinook salmon)
Lineage: Eukaryota; Metazoa; Chordata; Actinopteri; Salmoniformes; Salmonidae
Gene: cdc42se2
Product: CDC42 small effector 2
Exons: 5
Coding region: 975-1232 (85 amino acids)
Biological process (GO): regulation of Rho protein signal transduction
Cellular component (GO): plasma membrane
Molecular function (GO): small GTPase binding
Source: RefSeq, a predicted model, not a curated record
UGCAAAAUAGACCAAACAGACCAGAACGGUGUUUGGGAUUUGAGAAUUCAAUGAGAGAAGUGCAAAAGUAUUCCUUCUUUGUUUAUUUUCUCGAAAUCUAAAGGCACAACAUAGAUUCAAGCCAAUGUCGUAAGCAGAUGAAUAUAUUAUUACUCCAACCUCGUAAGAUUGACAAACAGACGUUUUCAUUUUCGUCAAAAACAACUUUAUUUCCAAGGGGUGCCUUUGAUUGGACGACCUGCACAUGCGCAGUUCGUCGAGAGACGACUUGUUAGACCCGGUGACGUGUUUCUACGCAUGCGCUAAGCUAGCCAAUUUCGCUAUGGAAAUCGCCUACUAGUGUGAUCGGGGACUGGAUAAGCAGUUUUCAUACUGUACUGUCUUUGAUGUAAUGCAUUUAGAACUACAGUGCCUGUGCAUUUGUCAGGAGUGGAACUGCUAUUGACUACUACAAUGUAGCACUAGGGGGCGCUGUUUGGGCGUACAAUAUUUUUCCUAGAGAUUUCCAGUGGGAGUGUUCUUAUGUCAACCCCUCUCCCGCCUUAUACCGACGGAUUUCUCCCUAUUCAAUUCGGAUAGUGUGUAGCUAGUAGUAGUAAGAAGGUUACGUUCAUGGUUUUUAACUUAAAAUCUUCAAAACAUCGCCCGUGAAAACGGCAGGCAUCGGUACCGGUUUUAUUCUGCGAAUAAAUCACUGCACGCUCGCGGAGGUUCCUUUGCACAGGUGAAACAACCAUUUUCCGCAUUGGUGGAGGAUUGCAUUGGGAUAUCAUCAGCUGAACGGGUCGAUUGAUAUUGGUGUGACUGACCCGGUCAGGAGCCUACUGCCCUGAGAGGCUCUCUGGAUCGCUACCUCUCAGGCUACGUCCCCCAUCCCCACCUACCCAGGCCUGCGCUACAGUACCCCCUCCCCCACCCCACCGUGGGACUUUGGAGCAUCAUCCUAGCCUGGAACACGUUAAGACUGCUAAGUGAUGAGCGAGUUCUGGUUGUGUUUCAACUGCUGUAUUGCAGAGCAGCCCCAGCCGAAGCGGCGAAGGCGCAUCGACAGGAGUAUGAUCGGGGAGCCCACUAAUUUUGUCCACACAUCCCACGUGGGAUCGGGAGACAUCUUCAGUGGCAUGAACUCGGUGAACUCCAUUCAAAACCAAAUGCAGUCGAAAGGUGGAUACGGCGGAGAGGCCAUGCCUGUGAAUGUGCAGCUGCAACUGGUGGACACAAAAGCAGGAUAACAUGGAGGGGCAGCUUCACGGUUCCUUCAUGUUGAUGUUUUUCAUCCUGGUCUCCAUGUCUGCCUUCAGUGACUGCUUCCCUCAUCCUCCCUCCCCAAUAUUGGACUAGGGGAUGAUGUUCGCCUCCUGUCCUUCCGCUCUGUCUGUCCUCCUUUGCUCCUCCCAAUGAGCCCACUAUCGACCCCCCCCCCUUCUCUCCGCCUCAGCCCUCUCCACCUCAGCCCUCUCAACUCUCCUCGCGCCACAAAUACAUGGACAGUUUUUGUCACGUCAUUGGAAGGAGGCUGCUCCCCCCCUCUGCCUCUGUUCAUCCGCCCAUCUCCCACGGAGGACGACAGUCAAAAGGACAGCAGCGCUUCAGUUUUAGUGUACCUCACCCUUCCAACUUAAGCCAGAUGCAAAAAGCAUGAUCCUCAUCUCUGCAAGUUCAAAGUGUAAAAUGCUUCUUCUCUUCAAAUUCUAAUUUUUUGAUGUGAGUUUUUUGGGGGGAGGGCUGUGGGGUUUUGUCAAUUCAGUGUUUAAAGGUCUGGAACCUACAAGUACAAAAUGUAGAUUUUUGUUUUAUUUUUAUUAUUAACAUAUUUCUUUUUAUAUAUAUUUUUCUCUGGUUUGGCGGUCAGAAUGGUGGGUGACCACGUUUGUGAAAAGUGGCUUGCUAUGGCCCUUGGGUGCCAAAAUGUCUGUAGAGCAUAUGGAAUGAUAUUUUUUUCUGCUGACAAUAAGUUUUUUUUGUUUUUUUUUGACUGCCUCAAGUGAAUUCCACUCCAAUAGGAAAUGUGAUUGUUACUUCGCUGUUGUUUACAUCGUUCCAGUUCCCAUUCCUUGUCUUUAUUUUCAUGAUAAUUGUUCAAUAGAACAAUAACUGAUGUUGAAAUGGCAUGAACUGGCAUUUCACUCAACAUUCUACUGUAAAUGUUUUGGUAAACUUGAUUUCAAUAAGCCUGGGCUAUAUGAGUAUAUGCUGUGCAGUAAAAUGUAAAGACCUUUAGCUAUGUGAUACAGUGCUGGCUACUGGUGGUACAGUGCUGGCUACUGGUGGUACAGCGCUGGCUACUGGUGGUACAGCGCUGGCUACUGGUGGUACAGCGCUGGCUACUGGUGGUACAGCGCUGGCUACUGGUGGUACAGCGCUGGCUACUGGUGGUACAGCGCUGGCUACUGGUGGUACAGCGCUGGCUACUGGUGGUUAAUGAGUAGGUACUGGUGUGGUUAACAGAAUCUAUAAAGCAUUCAAUGUUGCAAUCUGGCAUCGAGGCGAACCCAAACUCGAAGUUGUCUGUAAAAGCUUGACCAUGUGGCCGAGUUCAUGAACUCAUGCACAUUCUAAGAGUAAAGAAUAACUUAUCAAAGAAAAUGUUAUCUUUUGUCUAUGAAAUGACUUGGGGUCAUUGAAGAUGCCUAGACAACUCCAAUGUUUGUGCAAAACAAAGGACAGUAUGAUUACCAUUGACACACAGGUUGACAUCCUACUGUUUAGCUCCAAGACAUUUUGUUCAGGUUCCGAGGCAUAUUUUCCAUUAUUUUAAACAUGACGUGUGUAUGAUAUUGCACUGGUGUUGUAAAUGGUUUGGGGUAGGAUAUGGUGUGGUCUAAUAUAGGGUGUAGUCUAUGGUUUGGGGUAGGAUAUAUGGUGUAGUCUAUGGUUUAGGGUAGGAUAUAUGGUGUAGUCUAUGGGUUGGGGUAGGAUAUAUAUGGUGUACUCUAUGGUUUGGGGUAGGAUAUAUGGUGUAGUCUAUGGGUUGGGGUAGGAUGGGGUGUGGUCUAAUAUAGGGUGUAGUCUGGUUUGGGGUAGGAUAUAUGGUGUAGUCUAUGGUUUGGGGUAGGAUAGGGUGUAGUCUCUAUGGUUUGGGGUAGGAUAGGGUGUAGUCGCUAUGGGUUAGAGUAGGCUAGGGUGUAGUUUGUAUGGGUUAUGGUAGAAUAGGAUGUAGUCUCUGGUUUAGCAUAGGAUAGGGUCUAGUCUCUAUGGGGUAGGCUAGGGUGUAGUCUCUAUGGUUUGUGGUAGGAUAGGGUGUAGUCGCUAUGGGUUAGAGUAGGCUAGGGUGUAGUUUGUAUGGGUUAUGGUAGAAUAGGAUGUAGUCUCUGGUUUAGCAUAGGAUAGGGUCUAGUCUCUAUGGGGUAGGCUAGGGUGUAAUCUCUAUGGGUUAGGGUAGGCUAGGGUGUAGUUUGUAUGGGUUAGGGUAGAAUAGAAUGUAGUCUCUGGUGUAGCAUAGGAUAGGGUGUAGUCUAUGAGUUAGGGUAGGCUAGGGUGUAAUCUAUGGGUUAGGUGUAGGAUAGGGUGUAGUCUGUAUGGGUAGGAUAGGGUAUAGUCUGUAUGGGUUAGGGCAGGCUAGGGUGUAGUUUGUAUGGGUUAGGGUAGAAUAGGAUGUGGUUUAGCAUAGGAUAGGGUGUGGUCUCUAUGGGUUAGGGUAGGCUAGAAUGUAGUUUAUGGAUUUAGGUAGAAUAGGGGGUAGUCUAUGGGUAGGAUAGGGUGUAGUUUAUGGAUUAGGGUAGGAUAUUUUAAGAAUUUUAACAAGCUGUAGAAAAUAUUCAAAAUCGAAAAUGAAGUCUUCAAAAAGUCCUUUAAUUUAUCAAAUUAAUAAUUUGUUUUCAAUUAAUGCCCCUGUCAUGGUUGAAAAUGUAAAUAAUGAAAUAGGGGUUUGGUUCACUUAUUUGGAUUAAAACUAAUACCAGUAUUGAUGAGGAAAGAAGAGUCACUGGGCCUCGAACUCAUCUGAUAAAAGUAUCACACUGAUUGUUGUCGGUCCUUCCCUCAAGUGCUUUGUUUGUAUAUACCAUAUUCCUUGUGUGCCACAACCUACCUGAGGUAUUCUAAUUUAUUGUUUGUCUUUUGUAACUUUUUUUGUACUCUAGUUUCUUUCAGAUUGAUUGGAAUGUUCAAACCCCCAAACCCCAAAAAAUUCACCAUCUGAUAAAUAAUUGUGGUAAUAUUUAUUCACCAUUAUUAGAAAUGUACUGGACUUGGGGGGGGGGGGAGAAGUUUUCCCAAAUACUAAGUCUAAAUGAGAAUGUCAUACAAUGUUUUGUGACAACUGAAAAGCACAAGAGUGUGUGUGUGUGUGUGUGUGAACAAUAUGAAGUUUGCAAUACAAUGCGAGUGUUGGCCAAAGUGGUAUUGACCAGGGUACGUCAGCAUGAAUCUACUCUCAGCCAAUGCUCACCACAAAUGACUUUCAACAUCAGGGAAUUCACUCUGCUCAGUAAUGUUAAUUUUUCUUUUUGUUUUACAUAUCUGAUGGGUUUUUUUUGUGCUUUUUUUUUUGUACACUUCCAUCCCUCAUGAAUUGACAUCCAGUGUUGGCUUGUAGAUUACCAAAUGUCUUCGGUUGAAAUAAAUAUUUUUUUUCCAUGUUA